AGAGUUCGAAUUAGGAUUCUGGUCAUCGGUUGGGUAUAAGAGUGGAGCGAUCGGAGUCUAGACAUCAGUUUCUCACCAACACUCGUUGCAAACAAUCCCCACAAUGAAGGUCGCUCUUAUUUUUCUGGCUGUCGUGGCUGUUUCUCUGGCUAAGCCCGACGGUUAUACUACCAAAUACGACAACGUGGACCUGGACGAAAUCCUGAGGAAUCAACGUCUCCUCAACAACUACGUGAAAUGUCUGCUGGACGAGGGAAAUUGCACCAAUGAUGGGAAAGAAUUGAAAGCUUCUCUCCCCGAUGCCCUGUCCACUGGUUGCAGCAAAUGCAGUGAAAAACAGAGGGCAGGCAGUGAGAAGGUCAUCCGGUAUUUGGUAAACGAGAAACCGCAGAUCUGGUCGAAACUCGCGACAAAAUACGAUCCAAAGGACGAGUACAGGCAGAAAUUCCAGGGUGAAGCCAAGGCACGUGGAAUCGAAGUCUAGAUUAAUUGAUGAUUAUUCAUUACUAUUGUAUUAGAUGUACUCGAUGUGCUUGAAAGAUUUGAAUUUUACUUUUGAAUUUAUUGGCGGUUCAUUCUCUCGCUGCGGAUGCUUGUAUAUUACUUCUUUAAUCUGAAUAAAUCAGGGAUAAGACGAUU
Molecule: messenger RNA, 639 nt
Organism: Fopius arisanus
Lineage: Eukaryota; Metazoa; Arthropoda; Insecta; Hymenoptera; Braconidae
Gene: EbpIII
Product: Ejaculatory bulb protein III
Exons: 4
Coding region: 104-484 (126 amino acids)
Source: RefSeq, a predicted model, not a curated record